This is a messenger RNA of Peronospora belbahrii, 285 nucleotides long. Lineage: Eukaryota; Oomycota; Peronosporomycetes; Peronosporales; Peronosporaceae. The record is from the annotation of a GenBank genome assembly.
AUGUCUGUUACUGUACAGCCUUCAGCAUUGCUAGCACAGAAUUCUACAGUUGAGAAUAUCGAUGUAAACGACAGAGUCAAGGUGAAAGCUUUGCUCUCAAUCAUUCGUCGUGUCGAAGUCUUUUGUGAUCAAUUACAGCAAUGCUGCAGAGGACACACUGUAGGUGAUGGCUGCAGUCUUAGCCAUGUCUUGGACGCUUGCAGAAAUGCUUGCGCUGAGCUCCAUGUGGGCAAUGGCACGCGUUUGCAGAAACACGACAUGUCUGGCAUCAUAACGCUCUUCUAA